This is a messenger RNA of Rhineura floridana, 5797 nucleotides long. RefSeq names its product FIG4 phosphoinositide 5-phosphatase (gene FIG4). Gene Ontology annotation, biological process: phosphatidylinositol dephosphorylation. The record is from RefSeq and is a predicted model, not a curated record. Lineage: Eukaryota; Metazoa; Chordata; Lepidosauria; Squamata; Rhineuridae. The transcript is spliced from 23 exons. Bases 262 to 2982 code for a protein of 906 amino acids. Gene Ontology annotation, molecular function: phosphatidylinositol-3,5-bisphosphate 5-phosphatase activity. Gene Ontology annotation, cellular component: intracellular membrane-bounded organelle.
CGAUGUAGGCGCGACGGCCUCCUUCCUGGUCUGGUGGAGGGUCUCUGCUCCUCCUGUUCCCAGUUAGCCAUUGGGGGGGGAGGGGUCUGGUGGUUCUGUGGAGCAAAGGAGAAAGGGGUUUACGGGGUUUACCCCUCCAUCCCCGCGCGGUAACUUUAGAAUUUCUGGGACCAGAGCUUCCCUCAAAAGGAGGAAGGGGCGCCCAAAGACGGGUGUGGGGACUCGCAGCUGACUGAGAGCGGUCCCUCCCCUGCUGUCACCAUGCCUGUGGCGGCUCCGAUCAUCAGCUCUGUGCAGAAGUUGGUACUAUACGAGACUAGAGCUCGGUAUUUUCUUGUUGGGAGCAAUCAUGCAGAAACUAAAUAUCGUGUUUUGAAAAUUGACCGCACUGAACCGAAGGAUUUAGUUGUUAUCGAUGACAGGCAUGUCUAUACCCAGCAAGAGAUAAGAGAACUGCUUGGUCGUUUAGAUCUGGGGAACAGGACAAAAAUUGGACAGAAGGGUUCCUCUGGAUUAUCCCGUGCAGUUUCUGCUUUUGGUAUAGUAGGCUUUGUCAGAUUUUUAGAAGGCUACUACAUUGUGCUAAUUACAAAGAGGAGAAAGAUGGCAGAUAUUGGAGGACAUGCAGUAUAUAAAAUAGAAGAUACAACUAUGAUCUACAUUCCAAAUGACUCUGUAAGAGUGACUCAUCCUGAUGAAGCAAGAUAUCUUCGAAUAUUUCAGAAUGUGGACCUAUCUAGCAACUUUUAUUUCAGCUACAGCUAUGAUCUAUCCCACUCACUUCAAUAUAACCUUACUGUUCUGAGGAUGCCUCUUGACAUCCUUAAGACAGAAACAACUCGAACACGACAGGAGAGUUUUGAUAUUUUUGAAGAUGAGGGACUUGCGACUCAAGGUGGAAGUGGUGUAUUUGGAGUUUGCAGUGAACCUUACAGAAAAUAUGUGUGGAAUGGCAAACUGCUCGGCAUAGUCAAAACCACAGUUCAUCGAGACUGGCUUUUGUAUAUUAUUCAUGGAUUUUGUGGACAGUCAAAGUUGCUCAUUUAUGGUCGUCCAGCGUAUGUCACUCUGAUAGCUAGAAGAUCAAGUAAAUAUGCUGGAACACGGUUUCUAAAGAGAGGAGCAAACUGUGAGGGAGAUGUAGCUAACGAAGUAGAAACAGAACAAAUACUCUAUGAUGCUUCAGUGAUGUCAUUUUCUGCUGGAAGCUAUUCGUCUUAUGUCCAAGUGCGGGGUUCUGUCCCUCUCUACUGGUCUCAGGAUAUUUCAACUAUGAUGCCUAAGCCGCCAAUUACAUUGGAUCAGGCUGACCCGUAUGCACAUGUGGCUGCUCUUCACUUUGAUCAGAUGCUCCAGAGGUUUGGCUCCCCAAUCAUAAUUUUGAAUCUUGUGAAGGAACGUGAAAAACGAAAACAUGAAAGGAUAUUGAGUGAAGAGCUUGUUGCUGCUGUGACCUACCUCAAUCAGUUUUUACCUCCUGAGCAUGCUAUUGUAUAUAUUCCUUGGGACAUGGCCAAAUACACAAAGAGCAAGCUAUGUAACGUCCUUGAUAGGCUGAAUGUGAUUGCAGAUAAUGUAGUGAAGAAAACUGGGUUCUUUGUAAAUCGUCCUGAUUCCUACUGCAAUGUCUUACGCCCAGAUGAAAAGUGGAAUGAGCUGGGAGGAAUUGUGGUUCCCACUGGCCGUUUACAGACAGGAAUUCUUCGAACCAAUUGUGUUGACUGUUUGGAUCGCACUAACACAGCCCAGUUUAUGGUUGGGAAAUGUGCUUUGGCCUAUCAGCUUUAUUCCUUAGGUUUGAUUGACAAACCCAAUCUGUUGUUUGACACAGAUGCUGUUAGAUUAUUUGAAGAAUUGUAUGAAGAUCAUGGGGAUACAUUAUCACUCCAAUAUGGUGGAUCUCAACUUGUGCAUCGAGUAAAAACCUACAGAAAGAUAGCACCAUGGACCCAGCAUUCUAAAGAUAUUAUGCAAACUCUUUCAAGAUACUACAGUAAUGCUUUUUCAGAUGCUGACAGACAGGAUUCGAUCAAUCUGUUUCUGGGAGUAUUUCAGCCUGAAGAAGGGAAACCUCAUCUUUGUGAACUUUCUACUGAUUUUUACUUGCAUCAGAAGGACACAAUGACUCUUACCCAGACAAGGAGAAGCUAUACUUUCUGGUGGACUCCAGGUGUCCUGGAAUGCUUGCCAAUGCCUUAUGAUGAAGUAACUUCUGUUGAAAACAGAAGGAAACUAAUAGUGAAGAAAUUUCAUAAGUUUGAUGAAGAGAUUGACAUUCAUAAUGAAUUUUUUCAACCCUAUGAACUUAGUAGUUUUGAUGACACCUUUUGCUUGGCAAUGACGAAUUCAAUCAGAGAUUUUAUGCCGAAAAAUGUUGGCAUUGAUCCCAGCCCAUUUACUGUACGGAAACCUGAUGAAACUGGAAAAUCCAUUUUGGCGAACAAGAGCAAUAGAGAAGAAACGGUGCUUCAACGCAAAACUGCGGCUAGUGCUCCGCCCCCACCCAGUGAGGAGGCAGUGUCGAGCAGUUCUGAGGAUGAUUCUGGGACUGAUAAAGAAGAUGAGGGGGCUGCAUCUCAGCGUUCGACACCCGUGAAAAUGUCAGACACGGGAGAUAAUACCAAAACAACAGAAAAUGUAAUACAGCCUUUAAAAGAUGUAUACGGAAUUAAUCUUUCAGAAUCUUCUUCAGAAGAUGAUCUCAUCAUAUACACAAGGUUUGUUCAGUUGGGGCACAGUCAGCACAAGCAUGGCAAUAGCCACCAACUCCUUUGUUGUAAGCACUUAGAUGGAGUUAUAAACUUAACACACAUCUCUGCUUUCUCCCAAGACAAUAUUUAUGAAGUCCAACCUCCUAAAGUAGAAAGGAAAUCUGUUGAGAUAUUUCAUGCUCACAUCCAGGCUGGAAAAGGCAUAAUGCAGCCACUGGGAAAAGAAGACAUCCUCCUUUACCGAGAAUACAUUAGAAACCGAUACAUGUGAAAAACAAUUGUUUUCAAGUCCUUUGAGAGUCUGAAUGCCCCAUCACUGAAUCACAAGAGAGAAGUUCUUGGGAAAGUGGAUACUUCUAAUAUGUACUCCUCCACCCCCAUAUGUCAGGUGGCAUAAGGUCUAUCAUGCUUUGUAGUACUAGAUAGUAAUUAUUUUUUGUUGAGAAUUAAGUGGAAAACAAACCAACAUCCUGUAUUUAGAAUCGAGAGAGAGCAUAUUAAUAACGUGUGUAACUUGUUCACAUUAAUUGUGUUCUCCUUGGUUAUUUAUGUUGCUUGGCUCCAGUUGGGCAAUGAAAUAAAUAGAAGCACACCCGAUACAUACAGCCAUUGGGGAGCAGUUAAGGAUGCUUUUCUACAUUACAGAGUUUUUUGAACUUGUCUAAGUCAAGAUUAGCCAAUAUGAUACCCUUCAAGUGUUGUUGGACUUCAACUCCCAUCAUCCCCAAUCAGCAUGGCCAAUGAUCAGGGAUGAUGAGAGUUCCCAAACACCUGAAGGACAGCAUGCUGGUGUACCCCUGUUUGAACUAGUAUUAUGUAAUUGCAAGUAGUGUGUUUUUAGUUGGAGUGCUCUGAAAGAAAAAUUGAGUACAAGAUAUAUCCAUCCAAGACACUUGUAGGGCAUUAUCUGAGACCAGUUUUUAUCUAUCUGCUUUCUUGAUUGAAGGAAGUGAAAAUGUGCCAACAAGUUAAGUAAUUGCACUAAGAACUGAAACUGCACUUGGCUCUUGUCCCAUUCCUUUUCCUUGAGAUGUUGUUGGCAGAGUCCCAGCAGCAUCUCUAGAAACGUUGUAUGCUGCAAAGUAAUUUCUAAAAUUUCCCAGAUUAGAGCUGAGUGUCAUUAAAAUUUUAUUUGAUAAACUCGUGAUGUGUUUGCAAUUAGGUAAUAAAGAUGAGAACAUGCCAUGGCUUGAGACUUGGAAUACUGUAUUGAUGUGCCUAGCUGGCCAUGGAAGGGUUGUAAUUCUGUAACAGUAGUGCACUCCCACAGGCUACAGUAAAUUUAUAUGCAAACUGGAUUUCUAUUAGAACCAGGAAUAAUGGCUUUCUAAUUGUCUGAUUCAUGAGGAAUUAAUUCCUUCCCCCCCCCCAAUAUCCUGUUCUUUGGCACAUAAUAUACAUUGCAUUUGUGUUGCCUCUUGUUAGUAGAUAUCUUGCCUUUGACAUUAGCAGUCACAUUCCACUUUUAAGUCCAGUCGGUCUGAUUCCCGCAACCAGCCAUUUACACCCAUGAAUGCUCUUUCUUUUGUUACCAAGAUCCUUCAUUCUCACAAGGAUUGGAUUGUCUUUAAAAGACAAUGCUAGAAGAAAACAUGAUUUGUGGAGCCAAGCAUUUAUUGCAGCAGCAUUUAGAGGAUCCCUCAAAAAAGGAAGUUGAGGGAGUCACCAGUACAGCUAGGUGAAUUAGGGAAUUCUCCCCUUAUUCCAUUUUGGACAUUAUUUCUCAAACAGCCACCAGGCUGUUUUGGAAGGUAGCUAACUGCCUAGUGUCAAGUAUCGGCCAAGCCAGUAGCCAUGUGCCCGUUGAUAAAUAAUCAGCAAGUCAGGCCAGUAGCAGCGGCGUCACUAGCGGGAGUGCGGCGGGUGCAGACCUCCGGCACGUGCCCUCUCAGGGGCAUGGACAGGGGUGUCUGGUCUCCCUCGUGCACGCUCAGCGCGCGCGAGCUCCAUUCUGACAAUCUCUCCCAGUGAUUAAAUCCUGGAGUCUGGACCCUGAGGCCCCGCCCCGUGGGAGAUCAUCCAGGCCGCUGGCGCCCUUCCCUCACACGGCGCCUCCGAUGAUGUCUAAGCGCACAUGCCGUGCCACACAGGCCAGGCAGGCAGCUCAGCUCUCCGCUGGCCCUCAGUGGCGUCUGCCUGUCCCACUUCCUCCUGGACCUGGUGCCAUCCGCUGCCUAGGGGCAGGGCCGGGCGGCUCUGGUGUCACCCCCUCCAUGGUGUCACCCGGGUGCGGCGCGCACCUGCCGCACCUGGCUAGUGACGCCCCUGGCCAGUAGCCAUGUGCUUGGUAGGAAGCAGCUUAAGGAAGGCUAACAAUAGUUGCCCAGCAGCAAGCAGCUGGCACUGCAAAGACUUACCAGUAUGUGGUAAUCUACUGUACAUGCAUUCCAGAUUCCACUAUCACUAGCAUUUAUGAUUUUUCAGACCUCAAUUAAAUCUAAUUACCCAUCCCAAAGAUUCUAGCUGUUACUCCAAGUUCCAUUUAAAAUAUUACUUCUGCGAGUUAUCUAUCUUUUCUGCAGAGUAUAUAACAGCAUUUUACAUUACAAAUGCUAGUGUUAAAUCAGCAAACAUUUGCUCUGUAAAGAGCAAGAAAGAAUAGACUACUUUUUAGGAGCACGUAUGCUCUGAUGAAUUCCUGUCUAAGGUCACAAUUUCUCUUGCCAUUGCUAGUUUCAGUAGACUGCAGACACAAAUUCCAUUUGUAUGGGAGUGAUUAUCUGUUAAUGGAUGGAAAAAGAUCUUUGCGCAAUUUCUCUUUCUACACUUCAUACUUGCUAUAAUAGUGUUCUUUCUAUAUUGUUUAUGGUGUUUAAAUUUUUUAUUAAUAUAUAUAUAUAUAUAUAUAUAUAUAUAUAUAUGGUUCACUUCUAUCCACCUUGUCUUCUUUCUUUAAAUUAAAUAUUUGUAUCUGUAAAUUUAAUACAUUUGCCAGACCAAGGAAAAUUCUGUAACACCGAGCAAAUUGCUUGUAAAAAGACAAGUGAAGUGUGUAUGCUUUAUUGAAAUAGCAAUCUUUGGAAAGCUAGGAGGCAUUUUUUCAUCUUUUUCAUAAAAUAAAAUAAAUCUUACAUUUGUGCUGAAAA